This is a messenger RNA of Mesocricetus auratus (golden hamster), 1381 nucleotides long. RefSeq names its product carboxypeptidase B2 (gene Cpb2). The transcript is spliced from 11 exons. Lineage: Eukaryota; Metazoa; Chordata; Mammalia; Rodentia; Cricetidae. Gene Ontology annotation, biological process: fibrinolysis; proteolysis. Bases 1 to 1269 code for a protein of 422 amino acids. The record is from RefSeq and is a predicted model, not a curated record. Gene Ontology annotation, molecular function: zinc ion binding; metallocarboxypeptidase activity.
AUGAAGCUUUAUGGGCUUGGAGUCCUGGUAGCCAUCCUCCUCUGUGAGCAGCAUGGCUUCGCCUUUCAGAGUGGCCAGGUUUUAUCUGCUCUUCCCAGAACCUCUAGGCAAGUUCAAGUUCUUCAGAAUGUUACUACAACCUAUGAGGUCGUUCUCUGGCAGCCAGUGACCGCUGAAUUCAUUGAAAAGAAAAAAGAAGUCCAUUUUUUUGUGAACGCGUCAGAUGUGGACAGUGUGAAAGCCCAUUUAAAUGUGAGCAGAAUUCCAUUUAGCAUCCUGAUGAAGGAUGUGGAGGACCUAAUUCGGCAGCAGACCUCCAAUGACACCGUCAGCCCCCGAGCCUCCUCAUCAUACUACGAGCAGUAUCACUCGCUAAAUGAAAUCUAUUCCUGGAUAGAUGUUAUAACAGAACGAUAUCCUGACAUCCUCCAAAAAAUCUACAUUGGCUCAUCCUAUGAGAAGUACCCACUUUAUGUUUUAAAGGUUUCAGGAGAGAAAAAACCGACCAAAAAUGCCAUAUGGAUUGACUGUGGAAUUCAUGCCAGAGAGUGGAUCUCACCUGCUUUCUGCUUGUGGUUCGUAGGCUAUGUAACCCAGUUCUACGGGAAAGAAAAGCUGUAUACCAGUCUUCUGCGGCACGUGGAUUUCUACAUCAUGCCAGUGAUGAAUGUGGAUGGCUACGACUACACAUGGAAAACGAACCGAAUGUGGAGAAAGAACCGUUCUGUCCACAAGAACAACCGAUGUGUGGGCACAGACCUGAACAGGAACUUCGCUUCCAAACACUGGUGUGAGGAAGGUGCAUCGAGUUUCUCCUGCUCUGAAACCUACUGUGGACCCUAUCCGGAGUCGGAGCCAGAGGUGAAGGCAGUGGCCGACUUCCUGAGAAGGAAUAUCAACCACAUCAAAGCUUACAUCAGCAUGCACUCAUACUCCCAACAAAUACUGUUUCCCUAUUCCUAUAACAGGAGCAAAAGCAGGGACCAUGAGGAGCUGUCUCUGGUGGCCAGUGAAGCAGCUCAUGCGAUUGGAAUCAUUAGUAAAAACACCAGGUAUACAUAUGGCAGUGGCUCAGAAAGUUUAUACCUAGCUCCUGGAGGUUCUGACGAUUGGAUCUAUGAUUUGGGCAUCAAAUACUCAUUUACGAUUGAACUUCGAGAUAAAGGCAGAUACGGAUUUUUGCUACCUGAGAGAUACAUCAAGCCCACUUGUGCAGAAGCUCUGGCUGCAGUCUCCAAAAUAGCUUGGCAUGUCAUCAGGAACGUUUAAUGCCCUUGCCUCUGCUCCGUUUAAUCUCAGCAACACUCAAUUGUGAACUAGCUUUCUAAGUUUAAUCAGUUUCUUUGGUUUUUGUCAAAGAAUAAAAUACAUAACACUUUGA